UUUUUUUUUAAUUUUUGAAAUGUUCCGAGUAAAUUCUGUUCUUCAAUCUAUUCCAAAAAUUUUCAAUUCUUUUGUUAGAAGAGCCAGCGUCAAUAGAGGAUUAGAUGAAAAAUCUGAAAAAAAUGAAAUUGAUCAAAUUACAGAAAUGGUUCCAAUAGAAAAAAGGUCGUUAUCUCGUGGAGCAAUGCUUAAUAAAUUUGAGAAGGAUUUUAUGAUUUUUCCUGAAUAUUUGGAGUUGGCAGAAAUUGUAAAUAUAAAAUCAUAUGUCGGGAAACUUGGUGAUGAUCUUGAUAAAACAAUUCCUCAUGUCAAAACCUCCCCUGGUCUUAUGCCUUCAGAAAUUGUUGAUGUUCUCAUGAAAAAUGGAAUUUUUGGAGCAAUUAUCCCAAAGGAUUUUGGAGGUGUUGGUUUUCAACAAAAAGAUGUUCUUCAAUUAGUUGAGUGUAUUAGCUCUAGAGAUCUUUCAAUUUUUACAAUGUUUAAUAAUUUGAUGACUUGUUCAAAUAUAAUUUUACAAUUUGGAACGAUUAAACAAAAAGAUGAUUAUUUGCCUGGACUGGCAACUGGAAAAUGGAGACCUGCAAUUUGUUGGCAAGAGGAAACUACUUCAGUCAAUCCAUCAUCACAAGUUUCAUCUUCCCCUGGACAACCACAACGACUUAAUGCUUAUAAAGUGAAUGUUGUAAAUGCUGUGGAUGCUAAUUUAUUUGUAGUUUUUGCUAAUAAAAGGAUUGGGGAUGAGAAUUUUCCCACUUGUUAUAUAAUCGAAAAAGAUUCAAUUAAAGAUCCAAAUGCUUCAAUAACCAUUAAAAAUAAAUUAAUGACUAGUGGACUGCAAAAAUGCAAUUUUUCUGAGGUUGUUUUCAAUAAUGUCCCCGUUGAUGAUUCCCUUAUGCUUGGGGAAAGCGAAAAUGCUCGAGCAAUGGUUGAUGAAUUGGCUUAUUCAGGCAAAACGCUUUAUGGUGCUGCUGUGGUUGGAUUUAUGAAGAAAGCUUUAGGAGAUCUCUGUUCUUUUGCAAAUCAGGAAGUCAAAGGAAAUAUGCGAUUAGCAGAUUCUCAUCCAAUAAAAAAGACACUUUCUGACAUGGGAUUGCAUAUUUAUAUAUUGGAAACGAUGGUUUAUUAUAUAGGUGGCUUAACCGAUGAAAAUUUAUUUUUGUCACAAGAUAUUGAAAAUUCUAUCAUUCAGAGAUUUUCAAACAAAGCAAUUAGACAGGCUAUAACCACAAUUACUGAAGUUGCUGGAAUUUAUUCUUCAGAUGUUGAAUUACCUUAUGAUAAAAUGAUUAAAGACGCUUUAGCUUUGAUGUCAUUUUCUGACCCCGAUUUACAUUUGGUUAGACGUAUAACAAUUCCUGCUAUUGAACAUUAUGUUAAUCAUCAUGGAGGAGCUAAAACAUUUAUGAAAACGUCCGGUUUUGUAAGAUAUUUGGGUGGUAGAGAAGAUUUGAUUGAUUAUUUACAUCCAAAAUUGAUUCAUUUUAUUGCAGAACAUGUUCAUCCAUCUUUGGCGGGUUCAGCAGUCAAUUUUGAAUAUUGUCUUACUCGAUUGGAUAAAAUUAUUGAUAUUCUUUUUAGAGAUAAAGGAGUUUAUUUAAAUACUGAUUAUAUUGCGUUACAAGAUAUUUCAACUUUAAUGGAAAAUAAUUUGGCAAUGAUUUCUGUAAUAGCUAGGGCAAGUAGAGCUUAUUCUGUUGGUGUUAGAAAUUCUCAUUUGGAGCUUGAUUGGACCAACUAUUUUUGUAGCAGAGCAGCAGAAGAAUCUAAAAGAGUAAUUGCUGAAGUAAUGGAAACUCAACAAAAAAUGAUUAAUAUUAAUCCGAGUGUUAUGGGGGCUGCAAAAAGUUUAUUAGAUGCAAAUGGUUAUUGUAUGGAUAGUCCAAUAGAAAAGAAUUGGUAGUUGAAGGGAGAAGGUUUAUAAAAAAAUUAUUUUUUGAUAUUUCAUUAGGAAUUUUAGAGGGAUUG
This is a messenger RNA of Meloidogyne enterolobii, 1965 nucleotides long. NCBI's taxonomy places the organism in Eukaryota, Metazoa, Nematoda, Chromadorea, Rhabditida, Meloidogynidae. The record is from the annotation of a GenBank genome assembly.